Effrenium voratum is the source of this 687-nucleotide messenger RNA. Lineage: Eukaryota; Dinophyceae; Suessiales; Symbiodiniaceae. The record is from the annotation of a GenBank genome assembly.
AUGAAGAUCAAAGGGGCAUUGUUGGGGGUGGUCGCGGCGGCGACCGAAGAGCUCAGUCAUUCAUUCAAGGAAAUCGCCAGACAAACUCAAACGGCAUCAAAAGUCAUUGGGACGGCGACGUCUGAAGCAGAAGGUGCAAACGCAAAAUUUCAAGAACUUGCACAGGUGGCAGACAAGGUCGGCGGGAUCAUUGAGAUGAUCCAGGACAUUACCAACCAGACCAGCCUGCUUGCGCUGAAUGCGACCAUCGAGGCCGCACCGGCCGGGGAGGCGGGUAAGGGCUUCGCCGUUGUGGCUUCUGAAGUGAAGACUCUUGCAACGCAGACCGCCAAAGCGACGGAGGAGAUUUCAACGCAAAUUCAGGCGAUCCAAUCUUCGACGUCUGAAAGUGUUGAAUCGAUUGCAGCCAUCACAAAGAUCGUCACAGAAUUGGAAACCGUCUCCAAUGAAAUUUCCACCAGCGUGACUGAGCAAAAGGCGGCAACAAAUGAAAUUGCUCAAAGUGUUGGUGCUGCAUCUCAAAGUACGCAAAGCGUCUCCGAAAAUGUAUCAGCUGUUCGUGAUGCUGCCGGUGAAACAGGUAUUGCUGCAGAUCGUGUGUUGAAUACAUCGCGUGGACUGUCCACAGAUGCGGAAACCCUUGAUGGAGCGGUUUCGAGGAUCCUCGCGGGUGGGCGAUCAGCUUGA